Messenger RNA from Thermothelomyces thermophilus ATCC 42464, 1134 nucleotides. RefSeq lists its product as uncharacterized. The record is from RefSeq and is a predicted model, not a curated record. Lineage: Eukaryota; Fungi; Ascomycota; Sordariomycetes; Sordariales; Chaetomiaceae. The transcript has 5 exons. Bases 1 to 1134 code for a protein of 377 amino acids.
AUGUCGUCAGAAAACGGCAUCUUCGCCGUCGACCCUGAGCGGGCCGCCGAGGACAACUCCGGCUUUCUUAUUGGGGUGGUCUGCGCGGCCUGGAGCCUGGCCUUCGUCACGGCGCUGGUCCGCUUCUACACCCGCGCCGUCGUCUCGCGUUCGUUCGGCAGGGAUGAUGUGUUUAUGGUCUUGGCCGUGCUGUGCGGGAUAGGAGGGCUUGCCUCCUGGAUCGUCGGAUGCCACAACGGUUACGGGAGACACAUGGAUACCAUCCCCCCAGAGCGCUUCUUGACGCUGAUCGAAGCGCAAUUCUACCAAUCCAUCGUGGAAGCCUCGUUCGCUUUUGGCUUUCUCAAGAUAUCCAUCGCCUUGUCGCUAUUGCGUUUCAGCAGGGGCAACUGGUACACCAAGAUCCUGUGGCUUCUCAUCGGUUUCACCUGUUUCUAUACGCUCUUCGCUUUCGUCACGUUCCUCGCUUACUGCAAGCCCAUCGCAGGGCUAUGGGACCCGGCACUUCGAACAAAGUGUUACAGCAGAGUCAUGUAUAGAAACUUCGGCCUCUUCAAUGCCGGUGAUACCCGCAAAACAACAGAGCGCCCGACCCCCUCGCUCACGAACUUGAUGGUGGUUAGCAUGCAACAUCUUCACCGAUAUCAGUUUCGCCACACUGCCGGUGCCCCUGAUAUGGGGUCUGCAGCUCCAGAGACGAGUCAGGAUAUAUCUAAUCGCCAUCUUGACAUUCAACUCGAUAUCGGCAUCAUCGCCGCCUGCGCCCCGACCCUCCGCCCGCUCCUGGGACGAGCGCUCAAGCUCUCCACCACCCUCGACCCUUACCGGGGCGCGAACUACUACCGGGCAGGUAAAGCCCUCGACCGACUCCCGCUUAGCGGAAACUCCACGAGGAGGUACCUGCGGCAGAGUACUGCCUCGGGGCAGUUCUUCGAGAUGAACACGGGGAACAGACCCUGGAUUGCCCCGGAACGUAAAGUCUCGGUGUUCUCAGCCAGUGCCGUCCAUGCCGAGCGUGCGAGAGUCAACGGGGAAGCGAGCGGGGAGGGCCUUGAGGCACCCGUCAUCCUGCCACCGAGAGCCGCGGAGAUCAGGGGGAUCGUCAAGACUACCGAAGUCAGGGUCGAAGAAUGA